AUGUAUGUGCAAAAUAAUGUUGCACAUGAUGAUUUCGAGGAGUUAAAAAAUAGAACAUUCCCUGAUAUGUCACAAGAAACUAAAUAUCGUCGACGAGCACGUAACCCUCAUGAUCAAUCAAAUCCAGACUUAACAAGUUUUAAAUCAUUAAAUGACUCAACUACUACAAGUCAAGAGGUAUUGUUUGAAACUGUAACACCGAACUAUCCAACUGUCAAUCGUUCAGAAUUGAGACGAUAUUCUGCCACUUGGAAAGACCACACAGCUGAGGACCUUAAGCUGCCAGAAAUAGAUGAUAAUACGCCAGUGAACCGCUCACUAGCACCAGUUAUGUUAAAACCUCGUUCUGAUUUACGAAAAACUGCCAAUCCUCUACCACCUGUGAUCUCAUCGGUAGAUCCGAUACAAAGAUCAUUUCCUCGAGCAACCAAAUCGCGAUCUUCAGACGAGGAAGAAGAGAUACUGCUUAAUUCAGGAGAUGAGACGAACGACUAUUUCGAAUCAGUACCAAAAGAACAACGAUCAAAUAGCCUUAGUGCAGCCUCAUUUUCGUCUACCAAGCAACGAGGACGAGAUACUCCAUCUGUGUCUGUUGCACAGUCAAUUCUUGAAUGUCCAUUAUGCUUCCAACUAUUCGAAGUACCUGUAGUUGCCGAAGAUGGUCACACUUAUGAAGAACAUGAGAUAAUAAAGUGGAUUAAGAAAAACGGCACCAGUCCGCUUACAAACGAGCCCAUAAGCAUUAAAGGCCUACGUCCGAACCAUCUAGUUCGAAAGAUUAUAGAUGAAUUUCAGAGUGCUGUGCAGACCAGAAGUUACCAGUUUGAGCUUAAUGUUGAUGUGGCGAAAGGUCCUCGGGCACUCUAUCAGACUGCAGGAAAAAUGAUAUUUGAAGCUCGCUGGUUGAAAAAUAUAGACGGUCCACUAAUUGUAUUGAUGAAAGUACAUGGCCUGCGUGCUGUACGAGAAUCUCAAUUUUAUUUUGAACUCAGUUGUCAUCCUCAUAUACUUCGUACAUAUGGAAUCGUGGUCGAUCCUACUCAGCAUUCAUCAUCCGACUCUAUGAUGUUAUUACAAGAACGUGCUCCUAAAAGCAAUUUAAAUGAAUUACUCGAAGAUGUUAAAGAAUUCCCUGCGGAAGUGGUAGUACUGGAAAUUUUCAUACAAAUCACCGAUGCAAUGUCAUUUCUUGCUCAUAAUCGUGUUGUUCAUGGAGAUCUGGCCUGUCGAAAUAUUCUAGUUUUUCGCUUCCACCCACAUAGAUCGGAUUACAAUCACGUUAAACUCACAGAUUUUGGCCUUAGCCGUGGCAGUUCUCUCUAUUUAUCUAUUGACAGUUCUCCAUGUACCUCAAACGUUAUUCCUGUUAGAUACGCCGCACCAGAAGUUUUGAUGGGAUCUGAAAACUGUCAUUCGGAGAUGUCAGACAUAUUUUCUAUGGGGGUUCUUAUGUGGGAGACUUGUUCAAAAGGCGCUUUGCCAUGGGCUAAAGUUGAGAAAGAUUCAGAGAUAAUACGCAAAGUAACCAAUGGAGACCGUCUACGUCGUCCUCAACAUUGUAGUGAUAAACUAUGGAAUAUAAUUCUAAAACAGUGCAUGGCACAUAAGCCAGCAGAUAGACCUACUUUUGACAAACUGAAGGAAAAUCUACAAGAUCUUCAGUUUUCAAUGAAAGGAUCGGAUAAUGUUAAGAAAAAUCGAAGACUGCAUACGUAG
This is a messenger RNA of Didymodactylos carnosus, 1716 nucleotides long. The record is from the annotation of a GenBank genome assembly. NCBI's taxonomy places the organism in Eukaryota, Metazoa, Rotifera, Eurotatoria, Philodinida, Philodinidae.